Molecule: messenger RNA, 6572 nt
Organism: Orcinus orca (killer whale)
Lineage: Eukaryota; Metazoa; Chordata; Mammalia; Artiodactyla; Delphinidae
Gene: DNAJC5
Product: DnaJ heat shock protein family (Hsp40) member C5
Exons: 5
Coding region: 2056-2652 (198 amino acids)
Biological process (GO): regulation of synaptic vesicle cycle
Cellular component (GO): membrane; presynapse; intracellular membrane-bounded organelle
Source: RefSeq, a predicted model, not a curated record
AGGUGGAUUCUUAACCACUGUGCCACCAGGGAAGCCCAAGACCAUUUUUUUAAGCUGAAAAAAUUAAAACUAAAUAGUGUUUAGGGAGAAACAUAUGAGGUAAAUUUCUUUAAGCAAGGGAUUGUAAUAAACAUUGCUUCAGGGUAAUGUAUAUGGGGAGAAUGCAGGAAGUUUCAAAAUUAUUGGUAAUUUUCUAGUUUUUAAAUUGAAGGAUGGGAUCAUGGUGUUUAUUUUAUCAUGAUGCAUCAUGACUUAUAUGUGCCAUAUCUUCCUUUCUGUGUAUCAAAUAUUAUAUAAAAUAUUUAAAACAGAACCAAGGGACUUCGCUGGUGGCUCAGUGGAUAAGACUCUGCACUCCCAGUGCAGGGGGCCCAGGUUCGCUCCCUGGUCAGGGAACUAGACCCCACAUGCAUGCUGCAACUAAGAGUUUGCAUGCCACAACUGAGGAGCUCACGUGCUGCAACUAAGGAGCCCGCCUGCUGCAACUAAGACCCGGCGCAACCAAGAAAGGGAGGGAGGGAGGGGGAUUAAAACAAAAACAAAAACAAAAACAGAACCAAAUAGCCUUCCUUUUAAGACGUUUUCAAAUCUGUUCUUCCAAAGUUGGCAUAUGAUUUUUCCAAAGUUGGCAUAUGAUUUUUUUCUGCAAUAGUAGGUUGAAUUCAACAGCAACUCUUCAUAAACAUUCAGUGCGUGCUGAUUUUACACACGGAGAUACAAGAGUCAGAAUACACAUCUCUUUCCCCUGCAGAUGUUUAAGUCUUCUAAGGAGCAUAGGCGUGCCCUGUGAGCACAGGGAUUUUUGUCCAUUUUGUUUACUUUGUUCACUGCUAAAUCCCCAGCUUUGAGAGCAGAGUGUGGCACAUGGCAGGUGCUUCCUAAUCAUUUGUUGAACAAAUAAACAACACACAGACAUAUGCUCAAGGCUCAGGAUGGCUGCAUAGAAUGUGAUGGGUUCUGCUGUACAUCCGUGGAUCCCCACCAGGGAUCUCGCUUCACAGUCGGAGGUCUCAGUAGGGGUUCCACGUAGGAGUGGGCAGGACGUUGAGGAGACCCCAGGUGCUCAGGGUUGGCAGCACUGCCUCUGCCUAAGAGCGAGCUGUCAGGCCGUGAGGCCCAGUGGGCGCAGUGGCAGGAAGAGGCUGGUGUCAGACAGGGUCUGUGUCCAAUAGGACCUUGUAGGGCAGGCCCGGGAGCUGGGAUUUGAUGCUGCAGCCAGUGGGCUGUUGGGGAAGGACCUGAGUGGGGUGGUGACAGGAGUAGAGCCGUGCUUUACAGACUUGUCCUGGCGGCAGUGAGGGAGGACAGACUGCGUAUGCUCCAGAAAAGCCUCCCCCUUUACCGGACCCCUGCCUCUUGGGGUUGGCGAGCUUUGACUGGUUUGAAGCCCAUUUUUCCCUGCUCGUGUGUGGCUUGGCUGCCCCGCAAUGUGGAGGAGCCCCAGUACUCUUCCUAGCAGCACCAGGACGCACUACAGAUUUGCAGAAUGUGCCCAUUGUUUGUUUUUAAAGGUAUGUGUUACUAAAAAUGACGCAGCCUGAAGGUCAGGACCUAACCCUCCUGGGGCCAAGGCUGGGAGCAUAGCUGGGAUGGCAGUUCCUGAGUUAAUAGCAGGUGUAGCUCAGGUAGAUGUGGCUGCUCCCCAGGUGCUGACAUGGGCCUCGGGGAUGCCUUUGAAAUUUAAUCGAAACGGGUUUAGGAAAAACCAAAAUGCUGAGGUGCUACCUCAAAUAGCAGACGUGACAUUUCCUGGUGGUCCAGUGGUUAGGACUUGGCGCACUCACUGCUGUGGCCCGGGUUCAAUCCCUGAUCGUGGAACUUAGAUCCUGCAAGCCACACAGCGCAGCCAAAGAAAUAGAAAACAAAACAAAUAACAGGUGCUGGACUCCUGGACUCCUCAGGCAAAGACAAGUCACCACCUCAGCACAGCUGGCCUGUUCCUGGACCUUGAGGCUGGCGGCAGAGGACACCUGGUUUCCCCCGUGACACUCUAGUGGAGCCUCCUCACGGCGUUGAGCUUGGAGCUGUGUGCCUGUGGUGCCAGACUAGCCUGCCAUGGCAGACCAGAGACAGCGCUCCCUCUCUACCUCUGGGGAAUCCCUGUACCACGUUCUGGGGCUGGACAAGAAUGCAACCUCGGAUGACAUUAAGAAGUCCUACCGGAAGCUGGCCUUGAAAUAUCACCCUGACAAGAACCCAGACAACCCAGAGGCCGCAGACAAGUUUAAGGAGAUCAACAACGCCCACGCCAUCCUGACGGACUCCACGAAAAGAAACAUCUACGACAAGUACGGCUCGCUGGGGCUCUACGUGGCCGAGCAGUUCGGGGAGGAGAACGUGAACACCUACUUCGUGCUCUCCAGCUGGUGGGCCAAGGCCCUGUUUGUGUUCUGCGGGCUCCUCACCUGCUGCUACUGCUGCUGCUGCCUCUGCUGCUGCUUCAACUGCUGCUGCGGGAAGUGCAAGCCCAAGGCGCCUGAGGGCGAGGAGACCGAGUUCUACGUGUCCCCCGAGGACCUGGAAGCGCAGCUGCAGUCCGACGAGAGGGAGGCCGCAGACACGCCGAUCGUCGUCCAGCCGGCGUCCGCCACGGAGACCACCCAGCUCACAGCCGACUCCCACCCCAGCUAUCACACCGAUGGGUUCAACUAAAUUCAGGAGAAGCUGUGAUUCGAGGGUCAGUCAGCACCCAGCCACUCGACCUUAGAAUCAUGGACUGUAGUCCCAGAGGUGGGGCGGGAGCCGCCCUGGCCCCGGGAGGGCAGCGCCAGCCCGCCUCUGUGCCCGCUCACCCGCCGAUCCCUGACACACGAAGUGCGUAGCAUGCAGUGUUUAAAGCAGUUUAGCUACGGUCUUCUUCUUCUGUUGUUCCCUUUUUUAAUAGCAUGUGCAGGGUUACGUUCCAUGUCUGUCUGUACUGUGAGCGUGUUGCGGCCAGGCCGCAUUCCCCGGCCGUGGGGCCGCCUCAGGGCUCUCGGGCAGGUCGACGCAGCGGUUGGACGGCCCGUGUGGUCCCUCGCGGUCAGGCGGGCUCGGGCUCCGUUCCCCGUGCCCAUGGGGGCCUGAGGCAGGUGCUGCCUGGCUGGAGCCGUGGGGUCUGCUCCCUGCCCCGUGCCUGCCAACCAUGUGGCCACAGGCAGGGCCUCUGGACUCACCUGCCAGGAAGGAGCUGGGCCCACUCUCCCAGCACCGGGGCGUUUCUGUGGCAUUCGUACCAAGGACAGUCUGUGCGGGACCCGUUCACCUCGUCUGCUUAGCCUGUAGCAGUUGUUUCUCAUGUCUGACCUGAGGCCCCCGUGCUUCGAGUGUGCUCCCUCCCGGGGUGGGGAUGUUCCCACACGUCCCCAGGCCAUGAGCUGGAUGGAUGGGGCCCCUUCCACAGCCUCCACUCUCCCCUUCCCUGCAUCGUCCUCCACAUUCCUUCAGGCCCACCUGGCCUCUUGGUAAUGCUCUUUGAACCUCUAAGAACCACAGAUGGCAGCAGCGGCCCAAUUAGUGGUGGUCAGAGGGGCUGGGAGUCCAGGCUGCCCGUGGUGAGUGGGCUGCACAGCCCUCCCCUCUGUGCUUCCCAGAGCUCUCACCCCCCCGCUUUCCUCCGACUGCUCCCUUUGGCUGUCGUUGCUGGUUUGGGCAGAGCUAGAGACAUUGGGCUCACGGAGAAAGGACCAGCUGGACCAAAGGCACACUCAGGGCAGAGGGUUGGGUCCCCAAGUGGCCCUGGUGCCCUUGGGCUCGUUAGCCCGCAGCCAGACCACAGAAGCCCCGCUCACCUCUGUCCGUGCACCGUCUGUGGGCUGUUGGAAGCCAGUCUGUCUUGUCCGCGUCCAGACCUGUGGGUGGCCCCUGCUCUGAGGACUUGGAGACGUGGCUGUGCUGGGCCCGUGCAGACCAGCACCUGCCCCGGGACCUGCGUGGCCCAAGUGGGUCUGGUUUCCCAUCAUGCACCUUGCGACUGCUGGGCUCCUCCGGAAUGUCCCGUAGGGAAGGCCGUGGGGCAGGGGCAGCACGCAAGGAGGUCAGACACACCAGGACACCUUCCCGAGCCACUGACUACCACCACCCCACCCCAGCCCCGCCCAGGCCCCGGCUUGCCCGCUGCCCUCACGGUGCUGUGGGGGGUGAGCGUCCGGCUCUGCAGGCACCAGGUCCGUGGGCACUUGUGGGUUCCGUUUUGUUUGGGGUUUUGCCCUUGAAAACAAUCACGAAGACGGUCAGCAAGAGGGGAGGUCUGCGCUGAUGUUAAAUGAGGAAUAAUCUGCUGAGAUCCGGCCUCUCAGAAGGACAAGAAAUCCGUUGUUUGACCUGCCCUGGAGCAGGGAGGAGGCCGGACACUAGGACAGUCUUAGGUGCCAAUUCCAGGCCAGCAAGAAUUCAGCCUGAGAGCAGGCUCUAGUCGGCCUUCCUGACGUUUCUGGAAAUAACUUUAGGAAAUGAGUUGUUUUUCCCUAGAGCGGCCAAGCACGAAGUUCAGAGGUUGGGCUUCAGGUAGGCAGCCGCCUUCCACAGUGACCGUGUCAUUGCUUCGUGGGCAGAAAACUCCGAGGCGCGUCACGCAGGUCAGGGCGGAUCUCUGCCGGGUCUUUUGGUUCCCGAAUCUUUCUGAUCGUCCACUAGAAACGUGAUGCUCCCCUGGAGGCCAGAGGGGCAGGUCCGGAGGUUUGUUGAACCCAGUCUCCUGUAGAAUUUGUAAAAACUAAACAAAUCGUGACGGUGAUGAGAACAAUCCUCAAGGCGAAGCUGAUGACUCCGCGAGGGCUGGGCACCCCGAGGCCAGGCGCAGGGCCUGGACCAUGCCCCCGCACCUGACCCCGACCCUGACCCCGACGCACGUCCACUUUGUUGACUUGGAGGCAGAAACCCUUUCAAAGACUUCCCUGUCUGUGCUUUCAGGCCCUCCCGCUGACUGAAUACCUAGGUCCCUGGUUGCAUUUCCCUUUUCCUUGUGUGGCCCAUCUGCUUCCCUGGUGAGCGGGGUGUUGUGUCUGGAGGGCCCUCUGUUCACGUGCACGGAGGGGACAACCCUCUCCUGCUGUGAUGGGAACAGGAGCGCCUCGGCCCUCGCUCCAGGGCCACCGAGGCCAGUGCUGGGUGCCCUGAGGCUCUGACAGCACUGCCCGCCUGUGGCCUGCCAGGAGCGUGGGAGAGGCUGCAGGGUGCAGACGGGAGCUGCCGCGCGUACAUUUCUGUUUUCGCUUGGUGACGUGGUCUCUUGUCCUUUCUGGGCGUUUUUCUGUUUUCAACCUGCUGUAGACGUUACCGCUCGUGCGUGAGCUUUCCUACUUCUCCGACGAGUCGAGCAGCCAGCUCCGCUGGGGCCCCUUGGGCGUGCUGUGUCCACUGGGGCCGCUUGGGCGUGCUGUGUCCACAGGGCUCCUGCUUGGGGAGGGGCCCUGCCGGGACCAUCUGGCGUAUUCUAACCGCGGGCGGUCUGUUCCAGGGGAGCUUGUGCCGUGCCCGCUGGGGAGACGGGCAGCCUCCGUGGCACCUGGUGUGAGACCACCUGUGAGGGGGGCGGGCACCGGCUCGUGGGCUCUCCCUGGAGGGGCCCGGUCCGUUCUUCCCUGGCUCUCAGCACAUCCCGCCAGGGGGACGGCGCGGGGGGCGGCGGUGGUGGUGAGGGGCGUGAAACAGUGACUGAUGUCACUCCUUUCCCAGCGUUCUGAGCUGUGAGCCCCUGUGACACAGGACUCGCCUGUUUUGUUAUUUUGGUUGUGACUCCUUCUCCUGUGGAAUUGGCAAAAGCUACAUUUUUACUGUCCUUUCAAGCACGGUUGGCGUCGUCUCUGCUGUAGGUGUGGGCAGUGUGUGUACAUAUGUGUAUAUGUAUAUAUCACCCAGCGGCGUGAGUGCCGCCGUCCGGGGCAAAGCGACAGUACAAUAAAAGUGGCUCCCAAACAGCCUCUGGUUUCUUGAAGAGUCGGGGCAGGAGCAGGGGGUCUGGGCGAGCUCCUCUGCCAUGUGCACAGAAGGAAACAGCGGCCCUGUUGUGCCCCUGGAAUCAGUGUGGACGGCAGGCCGGGUGCCCGAGCGCUGCCAGUGUCGGCUCCUCCAGGGUAGGGUGCAGGGCUGCCAAGGUCACACCCAUACCUGGGGGCUCACUUGACCCACAGGUGAGCGGCUGGAAACCCCUCCCUCCCCUGAAACAUUAAAACCAAUUUUCUAAGCAUCAGAUACAAUCAGUGACAAAGCCACGUUCAAAGGGGUCUCUGUUCUGACCCCAGAUCCACCCUGGAGGGUCCCCGGGGAGGAAGCAGCUGGGCCUGGGGUCCUGUGGGCAGCAGCUUUUGGUGAUUUUGUCUCCCUGGAAAUAAGGGUGUUUCAGGGUGGGCGAGGGGAGCAGUUUACACUGAAACAUGUAUGCGUCAUGGUUAGAAGCUAAAUGCAGGCGCGUGGACCGCGAUCGUCCGUGUGCUGCUGUGUCCUGCUGCUGGGACCGACCUCCGCCCUGAGCCCACGCACACCCCUGGGGCUGGGCUGGAGGGUCACGGUGGUUUCCCAUGGUGAUGGUCUCUUAUGUCUGAAUGUUGACCUAUAAUAAAGAUAACUUGUAAAAAAUAAAUGUUUUCACUGCA